GUCACAUUUCUGGUCGAAAACUUUUAUUUACAUUUUUUGCUAAGCAGAAAAUUGUGAAAAUUCUGGGGAAAAUCGUGGUAAAACCCCUGAAAAGUACCCAGUUCAGGUGCAUUUUGUGUUUCUGUGUGUUAUUUAAUUAGUGAAAUUUUGGGUGAAUGUGAGGGAAUCGUGAUAAGAGGCAAAAUUUAUUGAGAAAAAUAGAAGUCACGAAAUGAUUUUCACGUGUCUCUUUGAUGGCUGUAUUUAAUGAGAAAAUGCGGUGCUACAGGGAAAUGGAGAGGUAUAAUGAAUUCUUCAGUGGAUAGGCAGAAAGCUACGAGAUGGUUUUCAACAAUUCAGUGACAUAUAAUCAAGUCGGAGGAGGAGGAACAGCAACUUCUGUGUGGAAGCGUAUUAAGCACAUGAAAAUCUCCCGGAUAGUCUUCAUUGUGUCCUUCAUUCUCAUUUCUGUGGCCCUGGUGACGCAUCUCUAUGUGGUAAAUGUGGAAUCGGAAGAGAAUAGCAAUAAUGUGUACAAAUCUCGAUCACAAUUGGAGGCUUUUGAGGAUUUUAGCUCCCUGAGGGCAGCUGAUCUCAAGCUACGUAUCGAUGAGAUGUUGCGGAUUAAGGGGACAGUAUCUGUGGAAUUGAGGGAAUUAGAAUCAAGGCGGCAGAAGCUGCAGUUUGAUAUUAGUUCGUACAAUCAGAAAAUCGAUGAGUUGAAACAGGAAAUGUCCAGGCAACAAACUGAACUGGAUCGUUUGAAGAUAUCCGUGGAGCAAGCUCAAGUUGCUCAGCAGGAAGCUGUCCUGAGAAAUACACCAGAAUUAGCUCUGCCCAAGCCACUAUUCCCAGUGGAAAUCCCAUCGAAAAACUCUGCAGUUGAUGUCCGGAAGUCCGGGAAUUGUCGGAUGAGCACAUGUUUUGAUCACUCAAGGUGCAGCCUUACCUCUGGAUUUCCCAUCUACCUCUACGAUCCUGAUGUAUUCCCUGUCGUCGGUGCGGGAUUUGAUGUAGAUGGCUUCCUGAAGACCACCAUCAAGCAAACCCUAGGCUACAAUAUGCACCUCACAGAUGAUCCAAAGGCAGCUUGUGUCUUCCUAGUCCUUACAGGGGAAUCUCUCCCUGAGCAUGAGACCGUCCGGAACAAUCGGUACACUCUUCCGGCUGUUCCGGAAGUCCGCAAUGGAUCUGGCUUGAGUGCCAGGAAGUUGCAGGAAUUGCCCUUCUGGGGAGGCGAUGGACGCAAUCAUGUGCUCCUGAACUUCGCCAGGAGGGAUCUGACGCCAACGGCUGCUCUGGCUGUGCAGAAUGUGGACACAGGAAGAGCCAUGGUCGUGCAGUCAACUUUUGCAGACAGUCAGUUCCGGAGGGGCUUCGAUCUCCUCAUUCCGCCGAUUCUGGGACCCCCAGGGGGCGAUGUGUGGCAUGAAUGUGCCCCAAUGCUGCCUGCCAGAAGGAAAUAUCUCAUGUCGUUUCAAGGUGAGCUAAAGGUGCAGAAUACUUCAAAGGGGAUUGAUCGAGAAACUGAGGCUCUCGAUGACUUCAUCGUUGAGCAUCUGACGGAUAUGGCAUCCGGACGGACUCAGGACAAAUUCAUGUUGCAAUUCCAGUGCAUUCCGGCGACAGAACAGAAGUUCUUGUCGCCUUUCCGUGAUUGGUCACUUUGCGGCACGGAUUCUUCUCGGCGGAGUGUCCUAAGGGAGUCUACAUUCGCCUUAAUCCUGGCUCCAGAGCGUCACAUCAUUUCCUCGACGUUCCUACAGGCCAGGUUGUAUGAGUCUCUAAGGUCAGGGGCUAUUCCGGUGAUUCUAGGUGGGGAUCAGGUUGAAUUGCCGUAUGCUGAGACAUUGGAUUGGCGUCGAGCUGUGAUUCUUCUGCCUCGGGCUAGGAUUACAGAGUUGCAUUUUCUCUUGAGGGCUGUCCCGGAUACAGAUUUACUUUUUAUGCGUAGGCAGGGAAGGUUGUUCUGGGAGAGGUAUUUCAGUUCGGUUCAGGCUACAGUGGACACCAUUGUGACGAGUCUAAGGGAUAGGUUGGGUAUUCCGGCUAGGCCGGUUCAAAAUAUUGUUGCUCAGAGUGUUUUCAAUGGAACUUUUGUGCCAUUGAAGUCAGAUCCUCCGGUUCUGGAUGCGGAACCUGAAGAAUCGUUAGGGCCAAUUGAGCCGCCAUACCCAAGUCCGGCCUUCCGGAGGAAUUACACAGCAUUGCUGGUGCAAUCCCGGGAAGCUUGGAAUGAUUGGGGUGAUCCCUUUUUCCUCUAUCCGCAAUUACCUUUUGAUCCGGUUCUGCCGUCAGAUGCUAAGUUUGUGGGGAGUCAUAUGGGCUUCAGGCCAAUUGGAAGGGGUAUUGGUGGGGCAGGGAAGGAGUUUGGAGAGGCGUUGGGUGGGAAUCAUCCGCGAGAACAGUUUACAAUUGUCAUGUUGACGUAUGAGAGGGAGCAGGUUCUUAUGGAUUCGUUGGGACGUCUCUAUGGGCUUCCCUAUCUGCACAAAGUUGUUGUCGUUUGGAAUUCUCCGAAGCCACCUCUGGAGGAUCUCCGAUGGCCGGACAUUGGGGUUCCGGUGUCUGUGGUAAGGGCUCCUCGAAAUUCUCUGAACAAUCGCUUCCUACCUUUCGAUGUGAUCGAAACGGAGGCUGUUCUAUCAGUUGACGAUGAUGCUCAUUUGCGUCACGAUGAGAUUCUCUUUGGGUUCCGGGUGUGGAGGGAGCAUAGGGAUAGGAUUGUGGGUUUCCCUGGGCGUUUCCAUGCAUGGGAUCUCAAUAGCAAUUCAGCUUGGAAUUACAAUUCCAACUACAGCUGUGAACUGAGCAUGGUUCUGACUGGUGCUGCAUUUGUCCACAAAUACUACAACUAUCUCUAUACCUACUGGAUGCCACAGGCUAUCCGGGACAAAGUCGAUGAGUACAUGAACUGUGAGGAUAUCGCUAUGAAUUUCCUUGUGGCUCAUGUAACACGACAACCACCUGUCAAAGUUACUUCCCGUUGGACAUUCCGAUGUCCCGGUUGUCCAGUGUCCUUGAGUGAAGAUGAUACGCACUUCCAAGAACGCCACAAGUGCAUAAAUUUCUUCACUCGCGUCUUUGGCUAUACGCCUCUUCUAAACACUCAGUAUCGAGCUGAUUCCAUUCUAUUUAAAACGCGCAUCCCGCACGACAAGCAAAAGUGCUUCAAGUUUAUCUGAAAUAGUCCAAAGAGAGAUGCACAGGUUUUUUUUUCUAGUGCGUGCCAUAGUGAUUUUUACUACAAAUUCUUCAAUUUUGAAGAAACGAAUUUUAUUUUUCAGCCUUGUAGAACUUGAAAAGAAAAGUUCUAAAAUGGGGCUGUUUACCUUUUUACUCUCUUAUUUGCAUCACCAUAAUGAGGAAGCAACAACUUUGUCCUCGUGAUAGCUUUCCUCGACUAAUAGCGAUUUUAUUUGUAUAGCGAAAGAUUUUAUGUAAAAUUUAUCGAAAAAAUAAAAUUAUUUAACAAGAAUAAAA
Molecule: messenger RNA, 3462 nt
Organism: Phlebotomus papatasi
Lineage: Eukaryota; Metazoa; Arthropoda; Insecta; Diptera; Psychodidae
Gene: botv
Product: exostosin-3
Exons: 3
Coding region: 321-3164 (947 amino acids)
Cellular component (GO): membrane
Molecular function (GO): glycosyltransferase activity
Source: RefSeq, a predicted model, not a curated record